UCCUGCAGUAAGAGCUCUGAGGAGUUGAUCUUUUUUCUUCGCCGCUUUGAACAGAGAUCAACACACACACACACACACUCUGCACCUUCACCACCUCACUGGACGGGCUGCUGAUUCAGAGCCCUCCUUUAAAAAAAAUAAAUAUUUCGAAUAAACAUUUCAGCACGACUGGAUGUUCUACAGAACUGAUGCGUGAGGAAAUGUCGAGUGUGGUGUGUAUGAAGGAGGUGGAGGGGCCGGGGGACCCUGCGGAGAAGCUGUCCCAAGAUGAGCUGCUGUGUCGGACACGGGAGGUCAUGCAGGGGCUGGAGGCUCUCCGUGCCGAACACCAAGCCAUCCUGGAGGGUUUGAUGGGAACGCUGCGUUGCCUCAAACAAAGCCAGGAAGGCCGCGCUGUCGAGGAGAAGUCCGUCAUGAUUCAGCGCUCGCUGGAAAUGAUAGAGCUCGGCCUUAGUGAAGCACAGGUUAUGAUGGCUCUUUCAGGGCAUCUGAGUGCAGUAGAGGCAGAGAAACAGAAGCUUCGGGCUCAGGUCCGGCGGCUGUGCCAGGAGAAUCAGUGGCUUCGUGAUGAGCUGGCAGGCACGCAGCAGCGGCUGCAGAAAAGUGAGCAGAGUGUGGCCCAGCUGGAGGAGGAAAAGAAGCACCUGGAGUUUAUGAAUCAGCUCAAAAAAUAUGACCAGGACCUCAGCCCAACAGAUGACAAAGACUCUGACUCGAGCAGGGAGACUCUGGAUGAUCUUUUCCCUGAUGAUCAGGAUGAUGCAGCCUCUGGCAUCCAACCCCCACACAGCAGUGCUGUAGCAGCCGCUCAGCAGGGAGGCUAUGAGAUUCCAGCUCGGCUCCGAACCCUGCACAACCUGGUGAUUCAGUAUGCUUCUCAGGGCCGAUACGAGGUGGCGGUGCCGCUGUGUAAACAGGCGCUGGAGGACUUGGAGAAGACCUCUGGCCACAACCACCCCGAUGUCGCUACAAUGCUUAACAUUCUUGCCCUCGUCUACAGGGACCAGAAUAAGUACAAAGAGGCUGCAAACCUUCUUAACGACGCACUCGAUAUCAGAGAGAGAACACUGGGCAAAGACCAUCCUGCGGUGGCUGCUACACUGAAUAAUUUGGCUGUCCUUUAUGGUAAGCGCGGGAAAUACAAAGAGGCAGAACCACUAUGCAAAAGGGCACUGGAGAUCAGAGAAAAGGUGCUAGGAAAGGACCACCCAGAUGUGGCAAAGCAGCUGAAUAACCUGGCUUUGCUAUGUCAAAACCAGGGCAAGUAUGAGGAGGUGGAAUACUACUACCAGAGAGCCCUUAACAUCUAUCAGACCAAGCUUGGGCCCGAUGACCCCAACGUAGCCAAGACCAAAAAUAAUCUGGCCUCAUGUUAUUUGAAGCAAGGGAAAUUUAAGCAAGCAGAGACUCUCUAUAAAGAAAUUCUCACACGAGCUCAUGAGAAGGAGUUUGGCUCAGUAGAUGGUGAGAACAAGCCUAUCUGGAUGCAUGCAGAGGAGAGAGAGGAACAGAGUAAAGGAAAGCAGAAAGAUGGCUCUCCUUUUGCAGAGUAUGGUGGCUGGUACAAGGCCUGCAAAGUGGACAGCCCCACUGUGACAACCACACUGAAAAACCUGGGUGCCCUGUAUAGGCGGCAGGGCAAGUUUGAGGCUGCUGAGACCCUGGAGGAGGCUGCUAUGCGCUCCCGAAAAAAGGGUCUGGACUCAACCCAUAAACAGCGUGUGGCAGAGGUUCUGGGGGAUCCCGAGGCUCGGGAGAAGCAGCGCAGCAGAGAGAGUCUGAUCUCGGACACAGUGAAGUACGAAAGCGGCCCAGACGGAGGAGAGGAAGUGUAACUCCAGAUGCCAUGUUGUGAUUGUAGAACUUUACCUUCUGCAUGACGGACACUCGCCUCACGUCCUUCUGCACCUUUGCCCUUUUCCGUCUGCUUUCUCCGACUGGCUCCUUUCUCCGUUCUCCUGCUCAUCCUUAUCUGGGCUCUAGCUGGCCAAAGCAGCUCAGAUAGGCUUAAACAAAUCUCACAUGGGGCCAGUGCUGGCUUUUUCUCUUUUGCCAGAACGAGUCGUUACACUGUAUAAAUGUUAUAUUUACUUCCUUGAUCCUAACAUCACAGGAACUGCUCUUGAUGUACUUAUCUGUCCUUACUAUCGGUGUAUAUAAAUUUCAAUCUGUCACACACUCUUAGUAACUGACAUGUACAGGUUUGUGACUAAUGUCCAGUUUACAUCAGAUUCAAUAAAUGCAGUGUUACCAGUACUGCGGGGCUCCACAGAGUACACGCUCAGAGUACACGCUUGUCAGCGUCCAAUUGGUCAGAUCCCUUCCUUACAGCACUAGAGUGAAAAUCCUAAAGGGUUUACUACAAGUCACCAUAAAUGGAGGUUCAUUAUAAGUGGGGAAAUGCAAUGGCAAUCAUGUAAAGAAUGAUUUGGAAGUUAUGUUACACAUACCGUGAUGAUAAGUGUUAAUAUUAAUCUGAUACAUAGAUAUAGUGAUAACUCAUGGGAAGAAAUGAUAGAGUUGUAAAGUUGCUGCUUGGCACAUAGACCUGACUCACUAGCAACAGGAGAAAUCUUACUGUUCUGUUUCUUCUGUUGUAAUAUGGACUUAAGCAGUCAUCAGUAUAUUUCACUGGACUCACAAAUCAUUCAUAUUACCUUGUGCAAGUCUUGUUCAUCUCUGUCUCUCAUUCACACACUCUGCUUCUGCCAGUCACCUCAGUGAACUUCAACUUUACUUCUCAAGGUUCAAUACGAGACCCACUGUAGCAGAUUUAGAGUUUUUCAGAUCUAGAUUUUCUGUAGUUUGAGCUUCUUCCUGAGAUCGGUAAUGUAUGGUGUACAGAUUUAACGUGUUUUCCCAGUGACCCUUACAGUGAUGCUGACUUUCCUAUUCUGAUUCACAUCCUUUCACACUUCUGACAGUCUCAAAAAAAGUAGGAUGUCCCUGUACAGUAGCAUGAUUAUAUCUGCUGUCUAAACUUGAUGUAUAGUACUGCUUAUUAAUCUCAACCCCUUUUUAUAUUUAUUAUUGAAUGAUCAUCAAUACGAGGUCUUAGAUGGUGUCUGAUAUGUAGAAAGAGAAAAUCAAUAGGUCAAUAAGUAGAAAGAGAAAUAAAAUUAAAAGAAACAUGAUUUGGGGUUGUACACAUCUCUUUUCCUACCAGCCUGCUAUCUGAUGAUGCUGCAUCUUGUCUUUCUUGUCUCUAAUAAACUGACUGUGUGCUUACCACAGUUUUUGCCUGUUUCCUUGUAUGUAUUUCCAUAUCUUUGUGUAAGUACUCUCUUUCACCACCCUGGUGUGUGUGUUGUUUGUGUGUGUGUGUGGUGUGUGUGUGUGUGGUAUUAGUUUGGAGGUGCUGUUCAAUAUUGUUCUGUUUUCUGUUAGUGCUCUAACUUUCUUGACCUGUGAUCAUUUCCUUUGCAUCUUCACUUCUUACUUGGCUGUUUG
Molecule: messenger RNA, 3450 nt
Organism: Clarias gariepinus (North African catfish)
Lineage: Eukaryota; Metazoa; Chordata; Actinopteri; Siluriformes; Clariidae
Gene: klc1a
Product: kinesin light chain 1a
Exons: 15
Coding region: 189-1835 (548 amino acids)
Biological process (GO): axo-dendritic transport
Cellular component (GO): kinesin complex; membrane-bounded organelle; cytoplasm
Molecular function (GO): kinesin binding
Source: RefSeq, a predicted model, not a curated record